AUGGGUUCAUCAACUUCAUUACCACAUCCCCCUCAAAACGAUUCAAUGACCGUCUUACAACUAUCACUCCCCCGAUAUCUCCAAGACAGACAAUGUGGAUAUUGUCACCUCUCCAAACCCGAUUAUUUCUCUCUCGAGAGUCGCAAGCAACAUGCAGAAGACUAUCCCCCACCCCAAUCGAUCAUUAUUGGUACUCAUGUGUUUCUGAUGUCAUGCCGGGAUUAUGACGAGUUUAUAAAUCAGGGAUAUAGACGAUCGGGGAGUUUUAUGUAUAAACCGGAUCAAUUACGGACGUGUUGUCGACAAUUUACGAUUAGGACUAAUGUUGAAUAUUUGGGGAAAUUGAAUAAGGAACAACGAAAAGUGAUUAAUCGAUUCAUAAAAGAGAUUUGUCCUAAUGGAAUGGAGCCGCCGAAGAAACAUGCUGAGUUUGAUUAUACGAGGUUGAUAAAAGCCCAGCAGGGUUCAAAGAGGUUUAGAACACGGUUUGAGCCGAGUAAGUUUUCGAAAGAGAAGUAUGAGUUGUAUAAGAAGUAUCAAAUGAAAGUCCAUGGUGAUAAGGAGUCAGAAGUCCAUGAGAGUAGUUUUAAGAGGUUUUUAUGUGAUACUCCAUUCAGCGACGAAGAAAUCAAUGGGAAUGAGUCCCAAUGGGAAUUGCUUCAAAAUUGGGUUAAGAAUUGGAACCCUGAUCAUCAUCAAACAGUAUCUGGAGAGAAUAAACGAAUUGGGCCAACUCAUGAAUUAUAUUAUCUUGAUGAUAAACUAAUCGCAUUCUCGGUACUUGAUUUUUUACCAACUAUAUUAUCAUCGAUUUAUUUCGUUUGGGAUCCUGAUUAUGCUCAUUUAUCAUUAGGUACCUUAUCUGCGUUAAAAGAGAUUCAAAUGUGUCAUGAAUUAGGAUUGGGGUAUUAUUAUCUUGGAUAUUAUAUUGAGGAUUGUCCUAAGAUGGUGUAUAAAGGGAAAUUCGGUGGGGAGAUAUUAGAUAUUGUUAAUGAGACAUAUUUCCCCAUGGAGAUUAUAAAACCGUACAUAUCAGGAGAUAGGUUAUUUGUGAUGGGGGAAGAAGAUAAAUUGGAUGAAUAUAGUCAGGAAUUAGAAAUUGAAAAUGAUGGAUAUCCAAUAGAUGUAACUAAAAGUCGAUUUAAAGACAAGAAAUUAACAAAUGUGGCGGAGAAUAUUUAUGGAAAUCCUGAAGUUGAAAAACGGGCAGAGGAAGCUGCAAAGACAUUAUUAGUUAAGUACGGGAUAUAUUAUGAUUUUGAUGACGUCGGAGGGGAAGAAAUACCAAUGGUUGUUCCUGGUAUUACUCCAUUAUGGCAAAUUGUUGAAUGGUUUGAAACUGGAGUUUUAGACGAGGACUUUCCUAUACGGUUUUAUUAUAGAUAUAAUAAAAAGAGAAUGAGUUUAUGCUUAGGAGAUUUAACUGAUCAAGGGAAAGCGCUUGUUAUUAAUUGUAUAAGGAUGUUUGGAAUAGAGAAAGUUGAAAGAUGUGAAAUUGCAUUGUAG
Messenger RNA from Hemisphaericaspora subhashii, 1506 nucleotides. Its product is annotated as arginyltransferase. The record is from RefSeq and is a predicted model, not a curated record. Bases 1 to 1506 code for a protein of 501 amino acids. Gene Ontology annotation, biological process: protein arginylation. Lineage: Eukaryota; Fungi; Ascomycota; Pichiomycetes; Serinales; Debaryomycetaceae. The transcript has a single exon. Gene Ontology annotation, molecular function: arginyl-tRNA--protein transferase activity. Gene Ontology annotation, cellular component: cytoplasm.